AUGGUAUCGGGACAGAUCGUGUAUAGUGUAUUGGAGGAGGUGAAAGUGGGCACUACAGUGGGAAAUAUAACCAAAGAUAUUAACCUUUCGCUAAAAGAGCUGACCUCUCGUGGAUUCCGCCUCGUUUCCGGUUCUAAAAAGCAAUACAUCCGAGUGGAUGCAGAAACGGGCGUGUUGCAGGUAAACCAGCGGAUUGACAGAGAGGAGCUUUGUGAGUCCGCUGUCUCUUGCUCAAUUAAUUUAGAAGCCUUGGCCAAUAAUCCUCUACAGCUUUACCGGGUAAGAAUAAAUAUUGUCGAUGUUAACGAUAAUUCUCCGGUGUUUCCUGUUAGUUCAAUCUACCUAAACAUCACUGAAGUCACUGGGACUGGUGCGCGCUUCCCCGUGCAAAGCGCGCAUGACGCAGACAUCGGUGUCAAUUCUGUGAAAACAUAUAAAAUCGAUUCUAACGAAUAUUUCAAAUUAGAUUUGCAGAAACAGAGCGACAAAACUGUCUCCGCUGAACUGGUACUUAUAAAAGCACUGGACAGAGAAAAAACUCCCAAUCUUGAUCUUUUAAUUACUGCCGUGGAUGGCGGAUCGCCUGCUAUGACAGGGACUUUAAAUAUAAAAGUGAAUGUUCUGGAUGUUAAUGACAAUGCACCUGUAUUUACCAAGUCUUUAUAUAAAGUCUCUAUAGGUGAAGGUACUCCUGUUGGGGCGACAAUAAUCAGAGUGCAGGCCAACGAUCCGGAUGAAGGCUUAAAUGCCGAAAUAAUGUAUUCUUUCAUGAGUCACACGUCUCAAAAUAUUCUGAGUAGGUUUGAGAUAGACAUUGAAACCGGAAACGUCAAACUAAAAGGGGACGUAGAUUAUGAAGAGAACAAUGGAUUUGAGAUUCGCAUUCAAGCCACAGAUAAGGGUACUGUGGCAAUGUCGGGACACACUAAGCUGUUAAUAGAAGUCUUAGAUAUAAAUGAUAACGCACCGAGUGUAACUGUGACGUCACUUCUCAACCCAAUCGAGGAGAACGCAGCAAAGGGCACGGUUGUAGCUUUAAUUACAAUAUCAGAUGCAGAUUCCGGUAACAACGGCGCAGUUAUAUGUCGACUGGAAGGUCCCAGUCCAUUUAAGUUGCAUUCAACUUUCCAGAACUACUACUCACUGAUCUUAGAAGAUGGACUUGAUCGAGAAAAGAAUGCAGAAUAUAAUAUCACAGUUAUAGCAGUUGAUGAAGGAUCUCCGCCUCUCUAUAGUACAAAAGUAAUAAACAUCAGAGUAGCAGAUGUUAAUGACAAUGCUCCACGAUUUUUAGAUAAGAUAGUAUAUGCUUACUUGAAUGAAAACAGUAAAAUUGGUUCAGUUAUAUGCAUAUUGACAGCGAUGGAUCUAGAUAUCAAUGAGAAUGCACUAAUUACAUAUUCUUUAUCACAAACCGCAAUCAACGGCACACCAGUCUCUUCAUUCUUUUCAAUUAAUAGCUUAACAGGUGAGAUACAGAACAUGAAAUCGUUUGACUAUGAGCAAACAAAGAUGUUUCAGUUUAAAGUUCAAGCCACAGACUCUGGUGUUCCCCCACUGAGCAGUAACGUGACUGUGAAUGUUUUUAUCCUGGAUGAGAAUGACAACAGUCCCAGGAUUCUUGCUCCCUAUUCUGAUCAUGGAUCUGUUCACUCUGAGAAUAUUCCCUAUUCUGCUGAAGCAGGCUACUUUGUAGCGAAGAUUAGAGCUGUAGACUCUGAUUCUGGAUAUAACGCCCUGCUUUCUUAUCACAUCUCUGAACCCAAAGGAAACAACUUCUUCCGGAUCGGAACCAGCAGUGGAGAGAUCAGGACUAAGAGGAGAAUGAGUGACAAUGACCUGAAAACUCACCCACUGGUCAUUUUGGUUUCUGAUAACGGAGAGCCCUCACUCUCAGCCACUGUGUCUGUUGAUGUUGUGGUUGUUGAGAGCACAAGUGACAUCAAGACUCAGUUGAAACAUGCACCGAUAAAAGAGGACACUUUCUCGGAUUUAAACAUGUAUCUGCUGAUCGCCAUUGUGUCAGUUUCAGUGAUAUUUUUACUGAGUCUGAUCAGUUUAAUAGCUGUAAAAUGCUGCAGGACAGACGGCAGUCUCAGCAGAUACAGUGCCCCAAUGAUCACCACACAUCCUGAUGGGAGCUGGUCUUACUCCAAAUCUACUCAACAGUAUGAUGUGUGUUUUAACUCGGACACACUGAAGAGUGACGUAGUUGUUUUCCCUGCGUCAUUUCUGCCUACAGAUGCUGAACUAAUAAGUGUAAAUGGAGAGGAUAGUUUUAAUGGAACACAAACGCUCCCUAAUACAGUAAAGUACCAUGCUGUACCCACAGAGGGCUGACUAUAACC
Messenger RNA from Neoarius graeffei (lesser salmon catfish), 2348 nucleotides. Its product is annotated as protocadherin alpha-2-like. Gene Ontology annotation, cellular component: plasma membrane. The transcript has 2 exons. NCBI's taxonomy places the organism in Eukaryota, Metazoa, Chordata, Actinopteri, Siluriformes, Ariidae. Gene Ontology annotation, biological process: homophilic cell-cell adhesion. The coding region runs from base 1 to 2340 and encodes 779 amino acids. Gene Ontology annotation, molecular function: calcium ion binding. The record is from RefSeq and is a predicted model, not a curated record.